AUGGUAGAACUCAACACUUACAAAGAGUCAAAUGAUGCUGGUCCUUCCACACCUAAAUCACCAAAGUUAAAGAAACAAAAGCGAAAAGCGGUCAAGGAAGAUAUACCUGUCGCGAAGAUACCCCGCAUCACCUCUCCUGUCGGAUCACAAGAUGAACCCAUGACGGGGUCAGCUAGUGACAAAGACCCCAUGGAGACGCUUGAAGAGGUCGAUCCUAUGGCCGCAUUGGAUAACCAGGAUCAAGAAGGAAAGAAGGGAGAAGAGGGUAUCAAGGAAGAGGAAGCAGCAGUGGGACCUUUGCCCGUCACGGCAGAUGAAUUUGAGCAAGAGGCCGAGAGAGAGAUAGAGGCGAGCAAAGGGUUGGAUGGAGUGGCGGUUGACGAGGGUAAGAUGAAACUUGUUCACCAAGUCCGACAUCAGGUCGCCGUGCCUCCCGACUAUCCUUACAUUCCUAUCGCUCAACACAAACGACUCGAUCCUCCUGCUAGGACGUACAAAUUCGAGCUUGACCCUUUCCAAUUCGUCGCUACUUCUUGUAUUGAACGUAAUGAGAGUGUACUGGUUUCUGCACAUACAUCUGCGGGGAAAACCGUGGUAGCUGAGUUUGCCAUUGCAACGUGUUUGAAAGAAGGACGAAGAGUGGUUUAUACAUCCCCCAUAAAAGCUUUAUCAAACCAGAAAUAUCGAGAGUUUCUCGAAAUUUUCACCGAUGUCGGAUUGAUGACUGGUGAUGUGACAAUCAACCCUACUGCUUCUUGUCUAGUCAUGACCACUGAAAUCUUGAGAAGCAUGCUUUAUCGUGGAUCGGAAGUGAUGCGAGAGGUUGCUUGGGUAGUUUUUGAUGAAGUCCAUUACAUGCGCGAUAAAGAGAGAGGAGUUGUAUGGGAAGAAACCAUAAUUCUCUUGCCUCACACCGUUCGAUAUGUUUUCUUAUCAGCUACCAUCCCCAACUCUAUGGAGUUUGCCGAAUGGAUUUGUCAAACUCAUCAACAACCAUGUCAUGUCGUAUAUACCGACUUCCGACCUACUCCUCUCCAACAUUACCUAUUCCCUGCCGGAUCAGAAGGUAUCUAUCUUGUGGUGGACGAACGGUCCAAUUUUCGUGAAGAUAAUUUCCAAAAAGCCAUGGCCGCACUGGCUGCAGGUCAAGGAGAAGAUUCAGCCGAUCCAAAUGCUGGAAAAGGUCGUAAAGGUCAAAAGACUCGUAAAGGUGGUGCGUUGAAAGAAAAAUCAGAUAUUUACAAAAUCGUCAGACUCAUCAUGACCCGUUCGUUAAACCCUGUCAUCAUUUUCGCUUUUUCAAAGCGUGAAUGUGAGGCUUUGGCAUUACAAAUGAGUAAACUUGAAUUCAACACGGAGGAUGAAUCUACUACAGUGGGUCAAGUGUUCGAAAAUGCCAUAGGAGGGUUAUCGGAAGAUGAUCGCAAGUUACCACAAAUCGAAGCAUUGUUACCUUUGCUCAAAAGGGGUAUAGGGAUACAUCAUGGAGGUUUAUUACCUAUAUUGAAGGAAGUCAUCGAGAUUUUGUUCCAGGAGGGAUUGAUCAAAUGUUUGUUUGCCACGGAAACUUUUUCAAUUGGAUUGAACAUGCCGGCCAAGACGGUUGUUUUCACUUCGGUACGCAAGUUUGACGGGAAGGACUUUCGAAAUUUAUCAGGAGGGGAAUACAUUCAAAUGUCCGGUCGAGCAGGUCGUCGAGGUCUGGAUGCAAGGGGAAUAGUCAUCAUGAUGUGUGACGAGAAACUCGAGCCUGAUAUCGCUAAAAGUAUGGUCAAAGGUCAAGCAGAUCGACUAGAUUCGGCUUUCCACUUGGGAUACAAUAUGAUCAUCAACCUUAUGAGAGUGGAAGGUGUCAGUCCGGAGUAUAUGCUAGAGAGGUGCUUCUACCAAUUUCAGAAUUCGAAGAGUGUACCUGUGCUCGAAGCGCAACUCAAAAAAGCCAUAGCUGAACGUGACUCCAUCAAGAUUGAACAAGAAGAAUCGAUCAAAGAUUACUAUGACCUCCGAUCCCUUUUAUCUGACAAAGGUGCCGACUUCCAAUCCGUCAUCACCCAUCCCUCUUAUUCUCUCCCCUUUCUACAAUCCGGCCGUCUCAUCGAGGUCCGGGAUGGGGAUAAAGACUUCGGUUGGGGUGUAGUGGUAGCAUAUAACAAAGUAACCCCUCCCAAAGGUCGUCCGCCUGUCAUUACCGAGAAUGAUCCUCCUCAAAAGGGAUACAUCGUUGACGUCCUUAUAAAAAUUGCUUCUGAUUCUACCAUACCGCGAGAUCGAUCAGGGGCAAGUAUACUUCCUCCUCCCAAAAAUGAUCCUGGUGUCGUAGCCAUAAUCAGCGUAUUAUUGAGUACCGUACAAUCUAUCAGUCAAUUCCGAAUCAAUUUACCAAAAAUGCUCAAGGGACAAGAAGAGAAAAACGUAGCGUUCAAAGCUGUCAAUGAGAUUCUGAGAAGAAUGCCAGAUGGUCCAACUUUAUUGGAUCCUAUAAAAAAUAUGGGAAUACAAGAUAAAUCUUUCAAAGAUCUUGUCAAGCAAAUUUCUUUACUUGAACAGAAGAUUCAAUCAUUGGAAAUCACAUCUUCUCCAUUAUUACCACAAUUAUACGAUGCGUAUUCUCGUAAACAACGAGUAUCAGAAGAAAUCAGAACUUUGAAAAGAAGGAUCAACGGGGUUCAUGAUGUUUUACAGUUGGAAGAAUUGAAAGCAAGAAAAAGAGUUUUGAGAAGAUUAGGUUUUACGACUCAUGAUGAUGUUGUGGAAAUGAAAGGUCGUGUGGCUUGUGAGAUUAGUACGGGAGAUGAACUUAUGUUAACUGAGAUGAUGUUUGGUGGGGUUUUCAAUCCGUUAAGUCCUGAACAAUGUGCUGGGUUGUUGAGUUGUUUCGUCUUUCAAGAGAAGUCAGAGGCGAAAGUCCGUCUAAAAGAAGAUUUAGCAGCACCCCUCAGAGUUUUACAAGAGACAGCUAGACGUAUCGCCAAAGUAUCAAACGAAUCGGGUAUAGCAUUGGUGGAGGAUGAAUAUGUUCAGGGUUUUAAAGUGGAGAUGAUGGAUGCUGUUUUACAAUGGUGUAAAGGUGCUAAAUUCGCAGAGAUUUGUAAGCUCACAGAUAUCUUUGAAGGUUCCAUCAUUCGAUGUUUCCGUCGUUUGCAAGAGCUUCUUCGUCAGAUGGGUCAAGCUGCACAUGCCAUAGGUAAUACAGAGCUUGAAGAAAAGUUCGGUGCGAGUUUACAAAUGCUCGAAAGGCCCAAUACGGUUGUGUUCAAUCCAUCUUUGUACUUGUAA
This is a messenger RNA of Tremella mesenterica DSM 1558, 3276 nucleotides long. RefSeq lists its product as uncharacterized. NCBI's taxonomy places the organism in Eukaryota, Fungi, Basidiomycota, Tremellomycetes, Tremellales, Tremellaceae. The record is from RefSeq and is a predicted model, not a curated record. Gene Ontology annotation, molecular function: ATP binding; RNA helicase activity; RNA binding. Bases 1 to 3276 code for a protein of 1091 amino acids. Gene Ontology annotation, biological process: RNA catabolic process; maturation of 5.8S rRNA. The transcript is spliced from 10 exons. Gene Ontology annotation, cellular component: nucleus.